Aspergillus clavatus NRRL 1 is the source of this 1377-nucleotide messenger RNA. Its product is annotated as AP-2 complex subunit mu. NCBI's taxonomy places the organism in Eukaryota, Fungi, Ascomycota, Eurotiomycetes, Eurotiales, Aspergillaceae. Gene Ontology annotation, biological process: intracellular protein transport; clathrin-dependent endocytosis. The transcript is spliced from 2 exons. The coding region runs from base 1 to 1377 and encodes 458 amino acids. Gene Ontology annotation, cellular component: cytoplasmic vesicle; AP-2 adaptor complex. Gene Ontology annotation, molecular function: clathrin-cargo adaptor activity. The record is from RefSeq and is a predicted model, not a curated record.
AUGCUUUCCGGAAUCCUAGUCUUCAAUCAAAAGGGUGAAAAUCUCAUCUUCCGCGCUUUUCGCAAUGACUGCCGCCCUCGCCUCGCCGACAUCUUCCGCAUCCAAGUCAUCUCCAACCCCCAGGUGCGCUCGCCCAUUCUGACGCUGGGAUCGACGACGUUCAGCCAUGUGAAGCACGAGAAUAUCUAUAUUGUGGCAGUGACCAAAAGCAAUGCCAAUGCGGCGUUGGUGUUUGAGUUCCUAUACCGGCUGGUGAUGCUGGGGAAGAGCUAUUUUGGGAAAUUCGACGAGGAGGCCGUGAAGAAUAACUUUGUCCUGAUCUAUGAAUUGCUGGACGCAGCAGAAAUCCUCGACUUCGGAUACCCGCAGAACACCGACUCGGACACGCUGAAGAUGUACAUCACGACGGAAGGGGUCAAGUCCGCAAUCGCCAACUCACCGACGGACUCGAGCCGAAUCACAAUGCAAGCGACCGGGGCGCUCUCCUGGCGCCGCGCAGACGUCAAAUACCGCAAGAAUGAGGCGUUUGUGGACGUCAUCGAGGACGUGAACCUGCUCAUGUCGGCGACUGGCACCGUCCUGCGCGCCGACGUGACGGGCCAGAUUGUCAUGCGCGCCUACCUGUCGGGCACGCCCGAGUGCAAGUUCGGCCUUAACGACCGGCUCCUCCUCGACGGCGACUCGGCCACCGCUGCCGGCUUCUCCUCCCCCUCGGCCGGCGGCCGCUCCGGCAGCAAGGCAACCCGCGCCGCCGCCGGCUCCGUCACCCUCGAGGACUGCCAGUUCCACCAAUGCGUGAAGCUAGGCCGCUUUGACGCGGACCGGAUCAUCUCGUUCGUGCCGCCGGACGGCGAGUUCGAGCUGAUGCGCUACCGCGCCACGGAGAACGUCAACCUGCCCUUCAAGGUGCACCCGAUCGUGCGCGAGGUCGGCACCACCAAGGUCGAGUACAGCGUCGCCAUCAAGGCGAACUACAGCUCCAAGCUGUUCGCGACUAACGUCGUCGUCCGCAUCCCCACGCCGCUCAACACGGCCAAAAUCACCGAGCGCACCAGCCAGGGCCGCGCAAAGUACGAGCCCGAGCAAAACAAUAUCGUGUGGAAGAUCGCGCGCUUCUCCGGCGGCAGCGAGUAUGUGCUCACGGCCGAGGCGACGCUCACUAGCAUGACGCACCAGAAGACAUGGAGCCGCCCGCCGCUGAGUCUGUCGUUUAGCCUGCUCAUGUUCACGAGCAGUGGGUUGCUCGUGCGGUACCUCAAAGUGUUUGAGAAGAGUAACUACAGCAGCGUCAAGUGGGUGCGGUAUAUGACGCGCGCGGGCAGUUAUGAGAUUCGGUACGCCCUCAUUUUUUUCCUUUUAUUGAUGACUCGAUGCUAA